AUGGACCCCAUUUUACAGCUAUUCAAUGAAACGAGAAACGACGCUGAAAGUGUUGAACGAUCGCUUCAGCGAGAUAAAUUGAAAACUGAAUCUCCAAGCAAUCCAUUUUUGCUAACAUUAGAAGAAAGGAACUACGAUGAACAGUAUUUUCACCUUUACCAGCAUCGACUACAAGUUUUAGGAGAAAGAGUGACCAGGAGUUGUGAGAAGAAAUGGGAUUCAAAUUUCGAAUUGAACCAUCGCAGGGUGGUCAAGAAGAAUAAAGUAUUAGAUAUCCAAUCGAAUGAACCCUGCUGGUGCGUGGGCACCAUUUACUGUGAGAUGAAAUAUAAACCUAAUGUCCUAGAAGAAGUUGUCAAUGAUGUUUAUGGAGCGCCCGACCUAGUCAGGAGUUAUGCAGAUGCAGAAGGUAGUGAUGAAAUCAUGUUAGAAGAUGAGAGUGGUCGAGUUCUCCUUGUUGGAGAUUUCGUGAAGAAUAAGCCAUUCGUGAGUGGCACCGUUGUCGGUAUAUUGGGUAUGGAGGCCGACGCGGGGGCUUUUCAAGUCCUUGAUAUAUGUUACCCAGCUGCCCUUCCGCAAGAAUGUUUGCCAAAGAGUUCAAGCCCUGGCAAAGUUGCUUUUGUAUCAGGGUUGAAUUCUGAUCCUUCCAACGCAAAUAACGCGCUACGAAUACAACUCCUUCAAGAGUACCUUACUGGAAACUUGGUAGAUGCGUCGGCCAUAAGCAAGAUCGGUAGGCUGGUAAUAUGUGGAAACUCCCUACGCCCCUCGGAGCCCUCCCAACUAUCCGGCUGUUUGGCAGAGUUUGGCACCUUCAUGGGUAACAUACUACAGUCCAUUCCAAUUGAUCUAAUGCCGGGGCCGCAUGAUCCCAGUGAUCAAUGCUUACCUCAACAGCCCUUGCACAAAGCUUUAUUUGCAGAUGCUGUGAGGCCGUUCUUCAACAAUAAGGAUUGCGAGCUUCUAUCACCAACAACAAAUCCAGCGUGGUUGAAGUUUAAUGGUAUUGAACUACUAGGUACCAGUGGGCAAAAUAUCGAUGACAUAUGCAAAUAUGUCAUUGCUAAUUGUCCGGAUCCCAAGUUAGACCCGGAUCAGAACGAGGAUAUGGUAACUCGAUUAAAUAUGAUGGAAGGAUGUCUUAAGUGGCAAAACAUCGCACCCACGGCCCCUGACACACUAUGGUGCUACCCCUAUAAAAGUGACGACCCCUUCAUCCUUUCGAAAUUACCGCAUGUUUAUUUCGUCGGCAAUCAACCCGCAUUUGCCUCCAAAAGUGUAACCCUUGAAGGAGAUACUGAGGUGAAAGUUGUCGCUGUGCCUGAUUUCAGCAGCACAGGACAGAUAGUCAUCUUAGAUCUUCAGACUUUGAAGACAGACGUCGUGACCAUUCAAAUUUGA
Lachancea dasiensis is the source of this 1401-nucleotide messenger RNA. The record is from the annotation of a GenBank genome assembly. NCBI's taxonomy places the organism in Eukaryota, Fungi, Ascomycota, Saccharomycetes, Saccharomycetales, Saccharomycetaceae.